AAAUUCGACACUAAGCGAGAAUCUCGAAGUUGACGACGACCAGCGAAUCCCCGAAGGGUCGAUAAUUCCAAGCACAGCAAUACCUUCGGCCGCCAGAUCUCUUCAUUCCCUCCGGAUCUGCCAAAAUGACGAAGAUCAACAAGGAACUGGCCUCUUCGCGCCGAAAGUCGCGCAAGGCCCAUUUCGGUGCUUCCUCCGGCGAGCGACGAGUUAUCAUGAGCGCUCCAUUGAGCAAGGAAUUGAGAGAAAAGCACAAUGUUCGCUCAAUACCCAUUCGCAAGGACGACGAGGUCACCAUCGUUCGCGGCACCAACAAGGGCCGUGAGGGCAAGAUCACCAGCGUCUACCGCCUCAAGUAUGUCGUUCACGUCGAGCGCGUGACUCGUGAGAAAUCGAACGGCCAGAGCGUCCCUAUCGGCAUCCACCCCUCCAAAGUCGUCAUCACCAAGCUCAAGCUGGACAAGGACCGCGAGAGCAUCUUGGAGCGCAUGGGCAAGGGAAGAGAGACCAGAGCGAAGACUGCGUCCGCAUAAGUGUAAAGACCUGGGGCUGCUUCGUUCUUGUUAGUAAUGACAGGGGGUUCUUUAUUUUUUCCAACUUUUUCCCGGAAAAAAAGAAACGAAAUGAAUAAAUGGGACCUCUGAUGGCAUGAGUUCUUUCAACUGGAGUUUUCUACAAGGCAGGCUCUGUUAUGUUUGGGCGUUUUCUCCUCCAACCUUUUCUUCGCAUGCCACACCCCCUCCCCCGUCUCUCGAUUUUCUGCAGUCGAUGCUGAAAAUAGUCGAUCACUGCCCAUGUCACAUCCAACAGCUGAGAAAAUAUCACAGGAGAAAAUUCACAGGUCCAAGUUUUUCUUUUUGUGCUCUCUG
This is a messenger RNA of Coccidioides posadasii C735 delta SOWgp, 869 nucleotides long. It is a transcript of the gene RPL26A, whose product is annotated as 60S ribosomal protein uL24. NCBI's taxonomy places the organism in Eukaryota, Fungi, Ascomycota, Eurotiomycetes, Onygenales, Onygenaceae. The record is from RefSeq and is a predicted model, not a curated record. Gene Ontology annotation, molecular function: structural constituent of ribosome; RNA binding. Gene Ontology annotation, cellular component: ribosome; cytosolic large ribosomal subunit. Gene Ontology annotation, biological process: ribosomal large subunit biogenesis; cytoplasmic translation.